Messenger RNA from Pocillopora meandrina, 3422 nucleotides. The record is from the annotation of a GenBank genome assembly. Lineage: Eukaryota; Metazoa; Cnidaria; Anthozoa; Scleractinia; Pocilloporidae.
ACGAGACUACCAGCAAGAUAACCAUGGCAGACUAAGAGCUCGUCAGAGUUGUCAAACUCACAAUUAUUUCAUUUGAAUGGCUUUGUCACUUCGGCAUGUUGUAGACCAACUAUUUUCCGAAGUUCGCCUAGCAAAAGAGGAGCAUGGUCAUCGUGAGUGUUUCAUUUUUCAUCUUUUUUUGUGUGUGUGUGUGUGUGUGUGGAAGUUAAGAUAUCAUUGAAGAAAGUCCCUGAUCAUCUUAGCCAUGGCUUAUCAAAUACUAGCGUCUUGCCCUUUUUAAAUUGAUUUCUAGACACACUCUGUCUACUCAUAGUUUCACUGAAUAAAGUUUCAUUUCUCCCGUUGUUUUGUUUGUCUUUUCAGUGACAGAUGAAAUACUUUCCGCGUAAGUAUCGAUUUGCAACCAGUUGAUUAUAUAAUAAUUAGUUUGUGGUUAGUCUCCUUGUUUUCCCAUGAUCAUAGGAUGAGGGUUUCAUUAAAGUGAAACUCCCGAUGACUCACUGUAAAAGGUGACAUCAGCGACUGUCGGAAAUUUGAGAGGAACUCGUACAAAGGUGUAUGAAAUGCGCUGAAUGUAUGGCAUGUGUCUGCGAUGCAUGAAUGUGUAAACGAAAAGCAUAACUUUUGAAGGUUUUUUAAAAUUAUUAAUCUCUGCUAAAAAUCUUGUGUUUGUGUUUGAUAAUGAGGUUUCUGAGGUUUGACACUGCAUCCGUUUUGUUUUUAUCAGGUUACACUUUGUAUUCCACCAGCCACUGUUACAUGCUUUAGACUUGAUAGAUAGGAAGAACAUUACAAAGUUAACAACUCCUUGUGGAAGGGUUUUAUAUCAGGUCAGUAAGAGAAGAUAAAAGCCUUCAAGACUGCGUGUACCUUAGCAAUUUUCAGUUGAGUGUUGAAAAUGAUUCAAGAUUGCUUUAUUUUUGCUUUGCUUCACUCUGUGAUUGGUCCACUGCUCUCUCAACCAAUCAAACACAAAACUGAAACCAAGCACAACUUGAUUGCUUGCAUUUUGCUGUACUUCAAUCAGUUUGGUUUGUUUUACUUUGAGUUCUCAUUGGCUCUUAAAGGUGUCUUUUCUUCUUCUGAUUGGCCUUUGUAACCACUCUGGUUUUGGAUUUACAGCAUUCAAUCAAAAUGCACUCCAUUGGAAGCCAUGGUUGAUGUACUGAUCUGUAGUAGAUUGAAUGAUGUCUUUUGUCAUAGUUGCUCUGUAUGUAACAAAUUAUAAACCAACAGUCAAUUCUUAUAACACUUUUACCUCAAAGAAAGAGUAAGUUGUACUUACAAUACCACCUCUGAGUCACACUUCAAGAUCAGGAGAAUUUAUGAACUGAUCACCAACUAAAGAAGCUCUUAAAUUCUCCUUGUCAGCCGCUUAGGAAAUGUAUGGAGAACAGCUGGGAGAAUAUGUGUACUUGUCUAAUGUUUAGGUGUAAAGAGUUCACAUGAAGUAAUGUAAGAGUGUUGCUCUUUUCAGGUUGUGGGUAGUUCUAACACACUCUACACCUGCCUUAUAUCUGGAGACUAUUGUACCUGCCCCUCUUACACUUUCACAGGUUUGACUUGGAUUUAAGUUGUAAAGAGUUAAUAACACAAAAGUGAAUAAUUUGUGUCUGUAUAUGAUUCAAUUCAAAGGCAGAUUUCAAGAAUAUGAAUGUUACUUUGUGACUGACAUUAUAGGAGGCACUUUGCAUCACUUAAAUACUUCAUUAAAUAAAAGAUUCAUUCAAUGAGAGACAGAUAAACCAACUGAUCAACUGACAAACUGAUUGAUGUGUUAAAUAUUCAACUGAUUACUUGACUUAGAGACAAAUUGUCAACAAACUAAUAGAACUGGUUGAAACAAAGGCUGAUGGUUUCACUCAGAACUAGCUGGAAAAAUGACUGCCCACCUGACUUACUUACUUUAUAUCUGUGGAUAAGCUGAAUGAUUGUUGAACCAACUCACAAAGUGAUCUGACUGAUCAUAGGACUGUCUAGUGGUCUACGGGAAGAUGUACCACCCUGUUAGGUGAAGAAAUUAAAAAACUAUAUAGCCUAACCAACUGCAUGUUUGCAGACCACUGAAUGGCUGUGUUGUUAUUGGCAGACUCAGUGACUUACUGGAAUUAAUCAUAAGUUUAAAGAAAGCAAUAUGUGAGGAAAUGGACGAUUAUUCCUCAUAGAACCUUGCAAAUGAAUACUGGGGAUGAAUUUUAGGUUCUUAGAGUCCCUCAGCUAACUUGGGAUGUUAGCAAAUUUAUGCACAUGUUCUAAUAAUCUUUUUUUUCUACAUGUGCCUCUCUGUCUUGUUAGUGUUAGUCAAGAUGGAAUCACUUAUGGUGAGCAAUGACAAAUAUAGAAUGAAGAUUAUGAAGAAUUUUAAGUAAUUUGAGACAAGACAGGAUUUCAUUGAUUUUUGGCCCACUAUACUCUGUUUGGUCUAGAAAUUUGCAGCUUCGUCGUAACCAUUAUGCCUAAGUCACUCACUAUUCCUCGCGAUUUAGGCAAUUUGUUUGUUUUCAGUUUUCAAUGGUUUCUUGCCUCAGAGCCCUUUCUUGUAAGUGGCCGUUGUGAUCACUGAUUUAUGACACCCGAUUAACGUUACAAGCGGUGUGUUCAGAGUGCAAACGGUGCAAGUAGAUCGUUGCACCGUUGUUGUCUUUUUUUUAUAUCUCAGUGUCUGUAUUCAUAACGCGAAUCUUCAAGGAACCAUACAUAGUUCAUAAACUCGCCCGGACGUCCUUAAGAAACUUACGUUGAAUUCAGAAUCCAAUAUUUUUGUCAUCUUACAUACACUCUUGCCUCAGUACAUGCUUGUGAUAAGUUCCAGUUGAUUUUCUGCAUGUAAUUAACACAUUUUUACACACUCGCUUGCGUGCCUUUUUUUAUCAAACUUAUCCGCGUGAAGUUACAAGCAUUGUGUCUGAUACGAGAGUAAUACGCGUUAACACGCCAUGUACACGUUAGCGAUACCACACGCUUCAUCGUCCUUAUAUUUCUUUGCCUUAAGGAGCCAAAGGUGUCGCCCAAUAAUGACAGAACAACAGUCUGCUAGUAGUUCCAACAUGAAAAAUGUAAGCCGCCAUUUUUUUUUAAAGAUACGCAAAGGAAGGGUAUAGCCCCCAUAAAGUUUUGAUGACGUCUAACUUGUCUCUAUUUGAUAAUUCUAACAGUGCAAGCAUCUGUUGGCUGUACAUCUCGCUGAGGCCUUAGGAGAAUGCAAAACCCAAACCAUCACCAAUGAGGAUUUUGUAGCCCAUAUGUGUUAUGAUAGUGUUGUAGAUAAUAACAGGAACGAGGAACAUCUAUAGAAAAGAGAAACUGGACACCUGUUCCUCCACCAGUGGUCGGCGUUUUUCGCUUCACAGGAUCAAUUGCGAACAUUGUUGUUGAUCAUUAAAUAAGAGACGGACCUUUUUCCUCCAGCUUCUCAGCCUGGC